AUGUCUGCUCCUAGUGGUUAUAAAGUCUCUGCAGUUGACCUUACAGGUUUUAAUGAAAGAUGGUUUUGCUCAUCAUGUGGAUUUGUUCCACGACUUGUGGUACAAACAGGGUUAUGUGAGCAUCUUUAUUGUGAAAAAUGUCUGGCUGCUGUUUUAAGGUAUGGUUUGUACUAUUAAAAAGUAGCUAUUGACUCACAAUUUUCAAUGAUGAUAGUAACAAUUAGGAAUGAUAAUAAUGAUAAUAAUAAGAAGAAUUAUUUGAAUAAGAUGCAUUGAAUCAUUAUAUGGACUUGAAAAUACAUGAGAAUAGUAAAGUUAUUGUAAGAGUCAGGAAGACGAAGUGUACUUGUACAGGUGUAUGAAGUUCUCAUGUGAAUAGAACUAAAACAGAGAUGCCAACCUCCAGAGAUCUAAAUUCUGGGGACUCUCUCUUUUGCACUACCCCCCCAUGUCAAGGCCCUCCCCCACCUCAUCUGUAAAUUGACCCAGCGGCCAAAUUAUGACAUGGGAAUGGCUUAGGACAUUAUAUAAAGUCUUACAUGAAGUACGUACUAUCAAAUUCGCAUAGGGCCAUUUCAGAUGUCAAACUUUUCAUGUACCGAAAUUAAUACCUCUUUGGGUCAACCCAAAUAAUAAAGUUUGACACUUGAUUCUGACGUAGAACUUAACAUGUGCCGAACCUAGUUUGUGGAGUGAACAAAUAUCAAUUUAUAGCUUUAAGAAGGAAAUUGACGAAAGUGGUUUGCAAUAAAUCAGAUGCCUUCUAUUUCGACUCAAUAUGAAUAGUAGACAAAAUUUCUUGAAUUAGUAACCAUGUAGGAAGAUCUUGCUUGUAGCGGGUUUCCUUCUUUUUUGCUCUGUUAUGUUCAGGUAAAUAUUUUUUUAUAUACUCCCAUUGAAACACAGCAAUAAAGUACCAGUUUUGUGUGGAUAUAGACGCUUAAAAGCAAGUUGUAUUCAAUAAGCUGUUUUAUGCUGCCCAUGCAGUUUCAAUUUAAAUUCCCUUGGGAGAAUGCUGCUUGGGAAGGUCAAGGGUUGUCACGCUUCUGUCUGUCGGCUGUCGGCUCACAGAUGAAAUAGUGCUGAAACUACGUUAAUAUAAUUUAUGCAUCAGGUUCGGCACAUGAAAAGUUUAAUGUUUAAAACGAAGUCACUCCACAGUCAAAAUUCCCAUGUAGACCACUCAAACUUAAUAAUUCCUGGGUUGACCCAAAGUAGAUAUGUUGAACUUAAUUGCUUCAAACGUUGAUCUUUUCAUGUACUUAAUUGUAGGAAUUAGGUUCAAUACGUGAAAAGUUUCACUUUUGAACUGGGCCUAGGCCUUACAUCAUUGUAAUGAUGAAAUAUCUUUGUCAGUGACUAAAAACGUGCAAAAAUGUCCCAGAAACCAUACAUUGAAUACAAAAAAUUCGAAUUUUGAGGAAAAAAUGGGCCAAAUUUCAAACUAAUUAAAGCACAGAAAAGCUCAAAAGUCCAUUUUAUCCAAGUAAGAAUUAUUGUUUCAUCAAAGUUAAAUUUUAUUCUGAGUGCAUAAAAGUGAGAAUUAAAAAAUAUAUAAUUAUAUAUAUUCUGUCAAUUCUUUCAUCCAAGUGAAAAGGUUUCAGUCAAAAUCAGCGAGCCUGAUAUCACUAUGCAGUAGGGGUGACUUAAUUGCACCCAUUUUGACUAUUGCAAUAGUAUUGCGAUAGUUGAAACACCAUUGCAAUAGUAUUGCGAUAGUGGUGAUACUUAGUGGUGAACUUCUUAAUUCAAGGAAGAUGCUUCAGGAGAUCAUUUAAAAACUAUUGUAACUAUCGUUAUUUUAUGAAACUAUUGUGAUUAUUAUCGAUAGUUAAACUUGGUAUUGAUGUAUUGCUAUCGGAACACUUACAAUCGCGAAGCAUCGAUAGUUCAGAUAGGCAAUGAAAAUUUCCCCAAUGAUUUUCCAAUUUCCCCAAUGAAACUGGGGAAUGAAUAAAUAUUUUCAAUUGGCAUGAAGUAGGGCAGACACUUCUUGGCAUUUCUGUGUAGGAGGGAAGACAGUUUGCUUGCAAGAAUUGUUUUCAAAAUCUGACGCUAUUGGGAAUUGGCAAGGCUCAUUUUGUGCAAACACACAAGGACUUUGGAGUUUUUUUGAAGAUUAAUCACAUAAGCCAACAUGCAUGCUUUUGCAGCUGCCCAAGCCAGGGGAAUGUUUUUAAUUCCAGUGGUCUGGGGAGUUUUGAAUGAAGAAACUCGGUUUUUGCCAAAUGAAUUGAAAUAAAUGAGGCGCUCUUAUGGGGGUUACGUAUAUUUGUAGUAUGAAUUUCAAAACCUGUGAUUUUACACGUAUUGAUUGAGGAGGAAGCCAUGUUGCUGGCAGUAUUUUACUUUUGUAUUUGCUCUGCUCUUUUGUAUUUUGUCUGUCACUCUCACAGUUUCAACCUAUCUUUGGGUUGUUUGUGACCAUUUCUGCUGUCCUAUGUCACUGUUUUAAGGUCAUGUCGCCUGUCACAAUUUUACCCUCUAACAUAAUUUAGUAAAAUCCAACUAGUGGUCUAUUAUCAAUGUUGUGUUCUGAUUGGUUGAGCUACUACUAGGCUAUAUGUUAUAGCCCACUAGUAGCAAAAAGGGGGGCUUUUUGGCGGCAAAAAGGGAUUUAAGUCUAGCUUUAACUAGCAAAAAUUUUUUUAUUCUUGAUAUUUUUGACCAACUAGUUGGAUUUUACUAAAACAAUAUUAUUCCUCUCGCCCUCAUGGCCUCUGAGUCAAUAGCGCAUUCGGCCUUUGACUGCAUGGGCUAUUGACUCAGAGCCCAUUUGGGCUCGAGAAAUAAUUGUUAAAUAGCCUCAUUAAUGCUACAAAGACCCGUGUCAGAAAUUUCUGGCUUUUUAUCUGAAGGUUUAAUUGUUUUAAUCAGUGCAUAAGAGAGCAUGCUUGCUGCUUAGAUUGGGAAAAUGUUUCAACUGUACGUAUUUGCCAAUUUUAUUUUGAAAAAUGCCCUAAUAACUGUAUUAUGAUCACUGUUUCAAAAGGAAAUGUUUGUAAACAUGUGAAAUUCAGAUGCCAAACGUGUCUAGCAUAUGUUUUUCAUCAUAAGUGGAAGUUUGUUUAUCAAUGAAUGGUGAAAGGUGUGAAAUUCUGGUCACUUCCCCUGAACAUGAGUUGAAGUGAUGUUAAGACAGUCCCUCUAUUUAAUUUCUCGCCCUCCCAGCCAUCCCCUGGCCCCCCAUAGUAAGUAGAUUUGACACUCAUCCAAGAUGGUAGUCUGCUACACAGCCAUUUUUAGUGUCGCUGCUAACGCUCCGGGAGCAGCCUUGCGUGAACAAGAUGGCUGCCCUUAACACAAUGUCCUCGAUCUCGACGAUCUUAUGAAAAAAAAACUGUGAACAGUCUACCAUAAUAAUUGAAGGUUGUAGGUGUCAUGUGAAACUUGUGAAGUGGUAAAUCACCCCAAAAUUUCAAUGUCAAUUUGACCUUGGGAAAUUGUUUAAUGAAAGGUACUUGAAUUGUGUGAUUUUUCGAAGAAUUAUGCGAUUUUCCUCAAAUUGUGCGAUUGAAUCGUAAGAAAAUAGUUUUGAGGCCAAUAUAAGUGUGAAAUAUUAACACCAUUUUGUUAAUAUAUAUCAUGAUCAGAGGCCCUGCUAAGAGAUUAAGGGACCAGUGCUUCAGUUUUAAAGCUACCCUUUCAGUGUGUAAGUGCCAGUUCACCUUUAUCCUUUGAUGUAAAUUUUGUUCUAUUUUUUAACCAAAGGGCAAAAUGAUACCAUAGCUAGAAUCCAGGGCUCUCAUGUUUCAUUUCUCUGUUCAUAUUACAGACAAACAAAUCCAGUUUGUGUCAAGUGUGAAAAGCCUCUGCAACACUGUCAGGUUAGUCAUGACUGAUGUCGACAAGGUAUACUCUUGAAGAACUGAUUGGUGUGAUGAAAAUGAAAUGAAAGAAUAAAUAUUAUUAAAGAACCAUUAUGUUAUAGAUAAUUUAUGGAACUUAUGGAAUAAUGGAGAUUAUUUCCAGGGCUAAUUUUUACCUUGUUUUACUAGUUUUCAUCGGAGGAAAGUAAUUUAAAAUAAAAAUUGUUAAUUGCUCAGUAGAACUAGGCAAUUUGAGAAAUUUGCAUGUAGUUAUAAACAGAAUCAUUAACUUAGAAAAGCAGGAAGUGGCCCUGGGCAAUCAAAAUGUGAGAGCUGUUUGCCUGAGGGACAAGCUGGAAGUUUUUCUUUUCUUUUCUUUUCUUUUUUCUCAAGCCCUGUUAUUUCAGAACAAAGUAUAAACUUUGUUUUAUUUUUAUGACCAAAGCCAGGAAAUGAAAUGGAAGGAAAAAGAUGCUUUGUAUACUUUUGGUACUUACUUGAUAGGUUGUUCUUGCUGAUUACACUGCUUGUCUUAAAAAUAAGUCUAUGUUAUGUAAGUUCUGACAGCAAUAUCUUCUCAUGGAAAUGCGGGAUCUAUCCUCUUCUGGAAUGGUGGCUAUUAAGGCUAUUUUGUGAGCCAUUUGUGUAAAUGGAAACCUCCACAAUGCAACGACCCUGUUGUCUGGUUCAGCAUUUCAAAUUAUUUCAAAAGAGCUUCUUCUCACAGGUCAGUAGAUGGUAGACAGUCAUUAUUGCUUGUAGACUAGACAACGUUGAUGCGAAGGGGCAGAUUUGCCCCAUUCCUAUUAAUCUGCAUUAAAUAUUAUGUCUCAUUGUGUAGUUUGCCUGAAAUGGUGCAGACACUUCUCCAAACACUCUUCUCUCAACUGGUAAACAUGCACUUUCAUUCUUCAUUCUUUCCAAAGAAACCUCAUUUAAUACUGGCUGAUCACUUUCAGGUAAACACAAUAUGUGUUAUAUCUCUCUCACUUCUGCAGCUAAUGCAUUUCUUCUUUUGCAAGAAUCACACUACCCUAUUUAACAACAAUGACAUGUACGAUCUGGUCUGAUCUGGUGUUAGGUUAUAAAUAUUUAUCAUUCAUUCUUUUUUACCUUUGAAUUUCAAUGAUGUAUACGUAUUACACACUCUCCUUAGAGGAUCAGGUGUCUUGGGAUUGAUAACUAAUCUUUGUGGAACAUGUAAACACAAAGUCACUUUCGUUUUAUACUUCUGAUUUGGUUAAUUUUCUCACCUAGCUCUUCUCAUUGUCAUCCUAAAUUGACUUUGCAUAAGGAUUGUUUGAUUUCGGGAUCAUUCUUAAAUUUCUUCAGUCUUUCGUUGGCCAUGUCAUAGUUGCUGGGAAGUGAUGGGUCUUAUUUGCACCAAAGUUGUCCUGACUUAAUUAUUGUAAAUGGGGAUUUGUUGAGUUGUGAACUGGACAUUCUAAUCACUCUUCAGAGCUAGUAGGAGAAGAAAUACACUUUCAUAAUAUCCCAGAGCCAUUUUGAUCCACGCAAUCUUAAGCUUUCUUCAAAUCUAAGCACGCCAUACUCAGGUUUGUUUCCCCCUGUUACAGAUCACGGCGACCAUUGUGUCAAUCCAUUAUCUGAUGUGCCGCUACAUAGUUGUCUGCCACCUCUUUGCCCACCCUCCAUCGAGUCAAACUCACUGAGAUGAUUGUCCAUGGGGCCCAAAUGUUUUGUAAAUUUAGUGCUUAUUAUGAUGUGAGAGACUCAGUUCACAAACUUGCCUUGCCUAAGCCUAGGACAGAGCACCUUAGGCGCAGCUUUUCCUAUAGCGUUCCCGCCUUGUGGAAUUCUCUGCCUCAAGGUCUAAGGGAAUGUAACUCCCUGGUGGUUUUCAAAGAGAAGCUUAAAAGUUACUACUCUCGUUUAAGCUCCCACACGACAAUUAUUUAAGUGAUUUAGAUUUUAGUACUUUACUUUUAUUUAGUAUGUACUUUUUAAACUGAUGAUUUCCCGUGUAUAAAUAAAUGAAUGAAUGAAUCUUUGUCUUUCGCAUGUAAUUAACCAGCUCAGUGGUAGAGAUCUUUCUGGUUCCUGUAUUAGUGGGUGCGGUUUUUUCUUCCUCUGUUUCUAAGUUUCCUAUUUUCUAUGACGCUGCUCGACGCCUGCCUUUGGGAUAUUAUUGUCAUUAUUACAAUUACUUGUCUGGUGUAUGUGAGUCUUUGAUUCACUUUAUCAUCGCCUAAUGGUUAUGCUCUUUUGUUUCUCAUGCAAACAAUCCUGGCACUAGGUUUUUAGUAAACUUACAUGUAUGCCAACCACUCUUUGAUAAAUCACUCUAAAAACUGUAAGUAAAUUUGACCACCUCCAUUUUCUCUUCUCAAGCAUCUACGCAUCCUUGGCAUUGACUGGCAUUUUUUUUAGCUGAUUCACGAACGACUCCCUAUGGCACAGAAAAAUGGGAAGCUUAGCGAUGCUUACCUUAGUGUGUCUGUGGUGAAUAUUUGUUAACAAAGUUGUGCUUCAUGUAUAUGUUGUUGUUGAAUUUUAUCCUUGGUUUAAAUUUUAGUUUCCUUUGUUUUGUGGUAUGGUAAUUAAUGGAUGAUAAUGAGUUUGAAACAAAGGAAAAUAAAAUUUAAACCGAGUAUAAAAUGGAACCACAACAUACACACCCAUUAACUCAGAUUUAUUCAUACCAUUUAUUCAUACUGUCUAAUGUGUUCGCCAUUUGAAUUCAUUUGGUCUCGAUCUACACACAUUUUAGCAGCUAACACAACAGUGUUCACCCAACCAAAUUGCUCAUCGAAAAAGCACAGUCCAUUAUACUUCCUUAUAAUCAGAACCUAGCAGGAAUUUUGCCAAACAGGACUUUGUCUUUCCUUGCAUGGCAUCUAACAGGGAUUUAAGCUUCCCUGUAGCAUUGUAAAGGUCCUUUUCAUCAUGCUGCUUUGGGUCUCCACUAAAUUUUGAUACAUUUAGUUUGACAAUCUUAAUGAAAGCUGCGGUAGCAUUUCCUCAAACAUUUGAUCCAACAUGACCUGGGGCUCACUGGAGCUUCCUGUGGCAGGUGUAUUACACAUAUUUCUGGCCCAAGAUUUAAUUUAUUAGUAUUCGGUUUAUUAGACAUAAUUUCACCACUGUCCUCUCCUGCUUCACCACCUGGAAUGGUUGACGAUUCCUUUCCAACAGGGUCAUUAUCAUCAACAACAGUCUGAGUGUUGGAAGCGGAAUUCAGAUGUAAGCAUGAAACCCAAUCCUGUACACUGUCAACAGGCAUCUUUAUGGUCAAUAUCCCCAUGAUAAGAAUUCUUAAUGACAAGGCCAUGUUUGUAAGCGAAUUGUAUUUUUGAUUCUUGAGCACACAGUAGUCUCUUUUGAAUCAUAGAGGUCACAAUAAUGCUCUUCUCAUGACCCACUCUGCUUCUGGCAGUCUAUAAUAAUAAUCUCCAUAAAUUGUGCUGAUUUUAGUGGGUAUUUUUUACUUGUGCCAGCCCAAAUGCUUAUGUAUCAUGCCAUAAAAAUUUCGAUCAUUGAUGUCCUUGGCAUUGAUGGCUGUCUGUCGCUGUCUGUAUCUUAGUACAGAGUUGUGGGAGCCAUUAGCCUGUGAUCAGCAUAAUGUUUGCAGACAGCUUGUUGGACUCUCUACCAGACAAUCCUGAGUGCUUGUCCUAUUCUGUGUAAUGGUAACAAUUAUUAUUGGGAUUCUGAUUGGGCUAGAGGUCACUUCUGUCUUUAAAAAUGGUACCAUCUCCCCAUGAGCAAUUAUUAUUAUUGUUUUAAUAAUGAUAAUAAUAAUAAUAUUAUUAUUAUUAUGUAAAUGUUUCACAGUCAUUUUAAAUAGAUUUAACUGUUGGCUUUUAUAAUAGGGUUUAUCAUUAUUAUUAUUAUUUAUUUCUUUAUUAAUUUUAUUUAUAGUUUCUAAUACUUUUUAUUGUAGUUUUUAAUAGUUUCUCAUGGUUUAGUCACCUUUAACAUAAAUUUGAUAUAACAAUAUUGUAAAGCGCAACCGAAUAUAUUCAUAUAGAGGUUUGCGCUAUAUAAAUGUAAAUUAUUAUUAUUAUUAUCAGUCAUUAAGACUGGAAGGUCUCAUUGACAGCAGGCUACUUCUAGUAUUAAACCUUGGGUGCCUACUUUUCCUCUACUUAAUAUUGGUGUGACUAAUAUCCCUUGUCUAAUAAUCUUCUAAGGAUCCUUGCUGUUCCCAAGAGGCAUACUUUCUGUACUUCCUUGGCUAUGUUCAGCACCUCUAACUGUUUCCUUAGGCGGCUGAUUGACACCAUUCCAAGGGUGCCAAAAAUCACAGACACGAUAGUGACUUCUGUACACUUCCAAAUUCUUUUGAGGUCCCCCUCUUCAAAUCCUGGUACUUUUCCAAUUUUUCUUUUCCUUCUCAGAGGUUCUUGUGUUGAAGGGACACACCGCACAUACGAUAUCUAUUAUGAGACAUUUCCCUUCUCUCUUGUCCAUCAGUAGCCUUCGAGAGCAUCCGGUUUUUUCGGCUUUAGUUUCACCCGCCGAGAAAAACCGACGUUAAUUUUUCGGAGGAAGAGAAGCGACGACCGGAAAUACGCUUGAUGUUCGCAGGCUAGUCCAUCACUGCAAUGUCAGGCUUGUUUGCCUCCACUGCCAAAUCCAAUUAUUAUUGUUAUUAUUAUUAUUAUUAUCAUUAUUGCCAACGAGCAGCCUCGCGAAGACGCUGAGAAAAAUAAUGACUCAGCGAAAGUUUUUGUGUCUUUGAAGCAAAAUAAUUCGGAAGGGUUCAUUGGCGCACCACAAAUAUAGGUCUGUACGUUGAAUAUUCGCGGGCUUUAAUAUGAUUUUUUGAGGAUUUUAAGUUUGCUUAUAAGACAACUAAAUUUUACGCAAAAUGAUUUGUGCGCAACGGACAAAAACACGAACUUCAAUAUCUCGAAAAAUUUGCUGCCUUAAGUCGGGAUUUCAAAUUCUUUAUGCAGUAGAACAGUUUAGUUCACUACUUUCAAAAGACAAAUUAAAGCAAGGGGCACACAUACACCAAACCCAUGAUCCGCCUUCCCUGCGCAUGUCGAGGGAGAACCGCCGUGCGGUUGCCAGCCAACAGCUCCCAUAAGUGUCGUGUGGAGCUGGCACUUAAAGGACUUGUGUCGGCAGGAAAAGGCGCUUUAUACACGAGUUUGCCCCAGUCACUGGCCAAAGGCUAUGCCAUGCUGAUGUGUUCCAGUAAUGGCGAAACAUCUGUCCAUGGCUGCCACUGCCCGCGUGAUAUGGCUGUGCGCAUGCGUGAGGUAAUGGCCAGGUUGUGGGGUGGUGUAUGUGUGCCCCUUGCUUUAAUUUACUGGUAACUCGUGAUCCACCUUCCCCGUGCAUGUCGUGGUAGAACUGCUGUGCGGUUCCCAGCCAACAGCUCCUACAUGUGUUGUGUGGAGCUGGCGCUUGAUAGACUGAAUUGCACUCACCUAGGCAGUGAGGUAUUUUUUGAGACGCGGCUUUUCGCUGUUCAUUAACCCAACGGCUUUACCAUACCGGUGACCCGCAAUAAGAGUGAAGCAGCUGUCUGCGUGAUAUCGCUGUGCGCAUGCGUGAAGUACUGGCCCGGCCGUGGGUUGGUGUAUGUGUGCCUCUUGCUUUAAGUCUGCACUAUUGUCAAUACAAUCGAAUUCUAUUUUUGUUCACUCUAUUUUUUAUCAAUUACUGUAAUUCAUGACAUUUCUAAACAAAUUCAAUAGCACGCGCGUAUAGAUAAAAUCUUUGCUUGUUGGCACUUAGCGAUAGCUAUAACUAGUUAUUAUUAUGUUCUUGUCAAGUUUUCCUGCUUUUCUCGGGGCGUUAUAGGGGAGAAGUUAAUUCAGGGACAGUGCUUUCCUUAUUAUCAUCAUCAUCAUCUUUAUUAAUUUUAUUUUUCCAUGCAUUGUCCUGUGCAUCCUGUAAUGCUGAGUCCAAUCUGUGGACCUAUUGCACUAAAGGAAGACGUCAAUUUGUUGACAGAACUUGGCGUAGUUGCUAAUUCUGGGCAUUCAAUGAUGAUUUUGCUGUUGAUGUUGUUGUUGUUGUUGUUGUUAUUAUUAUUAUUAUUAUUAUAACGAUAGUAUUUCUUCUCUAAAGGCUAGGUCCAAACCACGAUCCUUGGGCACUAGUUAGCUUGCUUUGUCUUGAGAAGGAGAGGCUUGCUGUUGGUCAUCACCCUUGGCGGAGAUUUUCAGGUCAUCUAUGUAGAAGAGAUGAUUCAGCUUGGAAAAUACAGUAAUGAAUGUUUUUGUUGAGUGUCAAGCUAAGGGUAGCAAGGGCAGUACGGAAAAGCAGAGGUGAUGAAGAAUCUCCUUGAACAAAAUGCCACGUUUGAAUUCUUUUUGCCUAGGAGAGAUUGACCCGCGAGACCUUGGUUGAGAUGCAGGGUUGUCUUCCAAGAUUUCAUAUUCCUGGCUUUGAACCUUGUGAUAACUGGGCGCACUUAAUUGCUUUGUACAUUGAAAGUUGUUGUUGUUGUUAUUGUUAUUAUUAUUAUUGUUAUUAUUAUUAUUAGUAUCAUCAUUAUUAUUAUUAAUGUAAAACAUUGACACUUAUUACGAAGAUCCAUAAAAUUUUGCCAAAUUUGUAACUAUUGCUAUUUGUUUUCUCGGAACAGUGGUUUCCUGACAACUUUCUUAGAAGGGAGAUUGAAUGCAAAUUUGUACAUUGUAAAAAUACAGCUCUAGGAUGUGACUGGAGAGGUGAAUUAAAAAGUGCUGAUGUAAGUACAAAUACAUCACUCAUAAUUACGUGUUUUGGUUCAAUUUUAUCCCUAGCCUGCGUCUCAGACGUAAUUUAACCCCAGUUAGUAACGUUUGCGAAACAGCGCUAAGAUCCUUGUUCUAGGCCCCCAGCGGACUCAACGAAUUACCGGAAGUGGGUUUCGAAUUUCGUUUCACCCCGAUUGGCAAAUCGAAAGUGACGUUUUUAACAGGCCAAUCAUGGCGCGUACUCAAAUCCUGGUUCACAGGUGGGGGGGUUGGCAGAACAAGGAUUUCGGUGCUGUUACGCAGACGGACUUAACCAGAGUUUAGUUUCGUCUGUGGCGCAGGCUAUUUUAUCCCCGGCUUGAAUUAUAUUUUUCUUUGUUUUCAGGUAAGCUAAUGCAUUUGAUGACUUUGAGGCAAAGGAAAAUGAAAUGUAAACCCUUGAUAAAAUUAAAUCACAAAUAGCUAAAACACUUUAUUGUGUUAUCUAAAUGGCAAUCAAAACCUAGGAGUCUGAAAAAAAAAAUACGAAAAGACAGGACGGGUUGAUAUAGGCAAUGCAUUCUGCAGUUUUUAGUAAAACUAACUUUCAACGUGGUACUUUAAUUGAAUUAAAAUGUUAAUUAUGCAAAAGAUUGAAAGGACACUGAUCAAUACCCACACUACAAUGCCCUACGUAACCAACAAUAGCUUCUGCAAAAUCAUGAAACACCCAUGUUAUUUGUCUUGCAAUUGAUAGUCUUAUUUUUUCUUAAGAUCAGUUUUUUCAAGGUGCGAACUGCUGGCGUGAGAUUCUUGUGCAAAGCACGCGAGCCUCACACGUCAAUAGCGCCAGUCUCUCGCUCCGUUUUUCACCUUCCUUACGUCACUUACGUCUUCUUGACUUACGAAAAAUACGGGCUGUUUUACAGUCUAUGCCACCGAUGUUGGUGGGAGAAACUGUUACAUCAUGCUUUGUACCCUGAAAGGUGCAAUUUGUAUUUUCCAUUGUCCUAGUUAAUCCUCCGAGGGUUGAUUUCCAGUGCCGCGAAAUUUGUACGUGCGUAAAAUUUACGUUCGCAAAUAAAAUAGAGGCAAUGCAUAAAUGGUCUCUCGUAAGCGUUAAACCUCGCUCAACUUCUCGUUUAUGCUCAGCACGUUUUAUAUUUUAUUCACGUGAUCAAAAUUUACGUGCGUUAGGCUGCGUGCAAACGGACGCAACAUUGUUGACCAACAACUCCCAACAUUGUUGGAUGUUACAUGUUGCGUCCGUUUGCACAUCCUGCUGCAUGUUGUUGGAUGUUGUUGCGCAAAGUUUGAAACCGGUCAAACUUUUACCCUCGUGCAAACGGACGCAACAUUGUUGGCUUACAACUCCCAACAUUGUUGGGAGUUGUUGCGCCCGUUUGCACGUAGCCUUAACGUUCGUAGCCAAAAACGCAUCAGUGGAAAUCAACCUUAACUGCCAUUUUUCCCCUGUGACCAUGUCAGCUAAUUAAAUUCAUAGUAGUUUAUCAAGCAGUUGUCGACUCCCACAGAUACAACGUAGUAAAUUUGCUGCUUGUGUCUUUUUCUGUAGCCUGCGAACCGCAGACGUAUUUCCGGUCGUCGCUUCUCUCCCUCUCGGAGGGAGAGGAGCGAAGAAGCGACGACUGGAAAUACGUCUGCGGUUCGUAGGCUUCUUUUUCUGUGGCUGUAUAAAAGUUCUUGUCUGUCUUAGUGAUAUCAAUGAGAGACAAUUAAGAAACAAUUAACUGAACUAGUUCUAUCGACCCAAUAAGCUACUCACGAAGCAAGGUUUAUAAAUUUGUCGGAGUUCGUGCCGCGCGUCUUAGGUUGGGUAGCUGCACUUGCCUAGCAACAAAAUGGCGAAAAACAAACCUACAAGCCCGGAAACUGUUACUUACCAUCGGCAACAAAAGCCACCCUCAAACAUGCUUACCUCGAUGCUCCUGUUAUCAAAACAUACGCCCGUUCCCGGGAGUCCAAUGGAAUUUUUGACGAUUCUUGCUAUGCUAUUCGCCACUUUUGUACUACCAAUACAGGUCAGCCACCGCGUCGUUGUUCCUAUGAAUAUGAUUGACGUCAGUCGUAUUGAUAUGGACAAACAUUUUCCAAAUUAGUCACUCUAGCCGAACAUGAAAAAUAAGCGGGGGGUGGGGGGCUCAGUUAACCAGAAACGAAGAAAUAUCUCGAAUGAACAGUAAUGUAAGUUAUUAAAUGCGUUAAAUUUCAUUUAGGUUCAUCAACAUAGUUGCCCAUACAUACCUUCACCAUGUAGGAAUGAUGGCUGCACGAAUAUGGUGCCAGCGAUUCAGUUGACACAGCAUGAAGAGCGAGAGUGCUCGCACCGUCAAAUAGAGUGUGAAUACUGUGGUUCCUCAAUGAUAUCUGAAGCAUGUCAGGUUAGUGAAACCUUUACUUCAGUAAGUGCAAAUCCAAGCAAAUUUAAUGUUGUCUUAAAUGAUGUAAUCUUACAGUGACCGAAGUAACUGGAAAAUGAAAACAAACGUUAAACUGCUUUGCCAAGUUACAGCACAAGGAUUCCUGGAGGUCAUCCGGAAAGGAAUUUAUCAUUUUAGUAAUUAAAAGUUUUAACUUCAAUUCUAAAACCAUCAAUAGGCGGAUUGCAUGCUUCGAGAGAGAAACGUCGUGAACGAACAUAAUUUAGGCGACACCGAAGAAAGGAUAAAGAGUUUGCAAAACCUGGCCUCUUUCUUUAAGACUCAACGACGCACGGUGGCAGAAACGUCAAUUAGCCUUAACAUUCUUUGAAAAGUUUCGAGUUUUUCAAAGAGAAUGUGUCCGAAACUAUUCGGUAUAUUGGCCUCAAAUUUUCACAGAGAACUGAAUUUUUAUGCUCCUUCAAAAUAUGUAUAUAUGAAUAUAUAAUAUAUAAUAAAUAAUAUUAGCAUAAAAGUGUCAGUUAUCUGUGAAAAUUUUCAGUUAUCUGGCAAAAAUUGUUAAAGACUCGCGCACAGAGUGAAGGUGUUCCUCGGUGCGCACUGAAUGCAACGAACGUGACUGUGGACCUUUAACAUUGCCAAGAAAAUGCAUUGUAGAGGUUGACUAUUGUAAAUUUAGGAACUAUAUAAAGUUUAGUAAAUAUGUGGCAAUGAUACCCUGCGAGGAGAGGUUUAUUUUCGGCAUGGCUUUUAGCAUUUUCGUUCGUGUUCCUUGUCAGUCGCGUAGUGGGACGUAAACAAACCAAGUACGCAAGUGGCAAGGGACGCGAACGACUUCGUAGAUGCUACUAGUCAUGCCGGAAAGAAAUCACUGGUUGCAGGGAAUGGUAAUGACAAGCUUUCCUUCAGAGAAUAGUGACCGUUUUCAAGCCCGAGAAGUUCAAGGGAGGGCGUAUCGUUAGUCGUACUCUCUUUCCGGCCCAACUCAAACACUUUGCUCCUUGUCUUUCUUUUCUUUUCUCUUCUGUUUGUUUUACGCUUAUCUUAAAUUUUUAUCUCUUUCAGGAACAUUAUCAGAGUUGUCCUAACGUCUCUGUUACAUGUGACAGAUGUGGAAAAACGGACAUACCACGAGGCCAGGUUGGUUUAAAAUACUAUCUGACUUAAAUCACUUGUUAUACGACUCCGGUCAAGUCCAUUUGUGAAAAGGGAGGCCGGAAUAUCCAUGGCCUGCCUUAGAAGCUGAAACAAACUUUACAGCGGUUUGUCAAUGAGAGGUCGUUUCAAAGUUAGGGAAAAGAAGGUAUGUUUUGUCUUCUACUAAGUGGCACCUUUGGAGAUAAUUUUAAUUAAAAUUUACUGAGAAUAUAUAUAGCACAAAAUGUUCAAAAAAUAAGUGAAUGUAGAAAGCCAUGUGUUUUUGGUGCAAGUGAAAUGAUAGCACUCAUAUUCUUUCGUUUGUUCUCACCUUAUUUUCAAGUAUUCCUUGAAACGACCUUAGAAAUCCCCUAGGAGGGUUUUAUCAUGGUGAGGGUAGAAUGAGGGAAAGAUCCCUACAAUAAACCUUGGAACUACUUGAGGUACCGGCCCGAGGUGAAGUUUGUGUUAUUUUCUCCCUUUCAUUCAGUGCAAAAUUGCUCGAAUAAGUUGUCAUGGAAACAAAAUGAUGUAGGAUAGGACAACAUAUCACACAUGUUAGCCGUUGAGGACAAGUUGUUUGAAAGCGCUCUCCUUUUUUAAUUCAUUAUAUUUUAGAUGCUUUGACGUGUCUCCUCAAAUGUUUGGCCCCAUUUCUUUUAUCUUUUUGGAGCUACUUAAUGAUGAUGAUUAUUAAUGCAACUGUUAAAGUAAGCCGUGUCACAAUUUAGGUCUUGUUUGUUUGUUUUUCCGCUAACUCCUCAGUAGCGUUGUUUGUCGAGUAACAACGAUUUUAAAAUAGAACACCUAUUACUCAAGGUUCAAGUAGUUUAACAAAGAGCUCGGUCAAAAUAUAUUCAUUAGUAAGAGAAUUUAUUUGCCAAGAAUAUAUGCUUAAUGGAGGUUUUACUUACAGUAUUCUUGUUUGUUUGUUUGUUUCGUCAUAGCUUUGGCUGCAUGUUGACCCAGUUAACGGAGACUGCAACAGAAUGUAUUGUCCAUUUAGAGCUCAUGGAUGCUCAUGCGAUGUAAGUUUGAUUAUCCGUGUUUGCCUUGUGUAAAUUUUAAGAAGGGAAGUCUUGCUCUUUGGUGUUUCUUUUAAGUAUAGACUUACCUGAGAUUGGGCCAUGUUAAUUGUUUUAUUUUGAAUUCAUGCAGAUACCUUGACUGUGCCGGCCACAAGAUUUAUAUGGUCACGUUUUAGUGCCUUAAACUCUAGUUCAGUUGUGUGAUGUAAACGUAAGAUUAGUUUUACCUGCUAUAUGAGGGGCAGUCAAAUCUGUUAGUCCUUUCCUCUUCUCCUUCUUUGUGCUCAGUUAUAACGCAGAUAAUGCUAACCGCAUGUUCACAUCAAACAACUAAACUAGACAAAGCACAUCUGAGCUGUAGUCUAAACCUUUUGGUUUAAACAAGACAGCUUGUCUUAAAAACUGUAUUCUUAUGACCAUGACUCUGAGAGAAAACCACCUGUAUAGAUCUUUUAGCUAAAGGAAGAGUUCCUUAACCCAUGUUCCUUACCUGGGUCGAUUCUUCAAAGCACGGCUAGAGCUAUAUAACCAAGGUCUGGCUCUACAAGAGGCACUCAUCUCUGCUUGGUACUUCUUCUUAUCCUACUUCGUAUUCAGUCAGUUGUAAAGCCAGGUGAAGGAAAUAUAGCUCUAGUUGUGUUUCGAGGAAAGCUGGAGAACUGCAUAAUUUUUCUGACGUUUACUUGCAUGAUCUUUAUGCUUUGAAACGAACAGGAACUGUUGAACCGAGAGUCCUUGGCCAGGCAUUUGUCAGAAGAUCUUAGUGGACACCUUCUUCUUUUGCCGCGUCUAAUAGAGAGUAUUCCACAGCAAAGACUUGCAGUUUCUCCUCCUCGAGGUGAAAUUAGACAAGACCUCCUUGCAGCGGAAGCUGAAGUCACAGCACACAGCUGGGCUUUAACCACCCAUUACAGAAGGCAAGAGAAAUUGGUUGCCGAUGUAAAAGCCUUAAUCGUCGCAUCGUCGGAGACUGCACGCGUGAUUGAACAAGUGAGUUCAGAACAAAGGCAAGAAAAUGCAAUGUUAAGGAAUAGAAUUGAGCGUUUGGAGGAGGAAUUUGAGCGCUUGAGGGCGACCGUAGAAGGGCAAGGUUUCUCCCUCAAUGCGUUGUGGCGGUUUAUUAGGGAAUUACUGCGUCUUCCACAAUGGUUAAUCAGGGGAAGGCUUACUUGA
Molecule: messenger RNA, 16190 nt
Organism: Porites lobata
Lineage: Eukaryota; Metazoa; Cnidaria; Anthozoa; Scleractinia; Poritidae
Source: the annotation of a GenBank genome assembly